AGGGGGAGCAGAGCAGAGCACUCACACUGCCUUCACACUGAGCUCUGAGGAGCACCUCCAGUCAGCGGACAACCGAACCAGGGGAUGACAAUGAGCCGCAAGGAUGUAGGCGCACUUGAAUUAUCUCAAGCAUCCUGCACCCAGAGUGAAUCAUGAGUAAAGUAACGGAAUGCUGGAGCAGAUGAUACCAUGAAGAGAAGCUCACGGGUCCUCUAUCGCCAACUGCUUAGUGUUCUCCUGAUCCUGGCACUGACAGAAGAACUCAUAUCCGCUGUUCAAGAACUGUCUUUUAGUUCAAAGUCCCAAGACGACCAAACAGACUUAAGCACUAAAACCAUGGUGAUACCCAGACCUGGUGCCAAUCCCACCAAUGUAUCAAACAGCAGUGACUGGCACAGAGCCUGGGCUACAGAUGGGAAUAUUUUAAAGUACCUUCAGGAAUCCCGCAGCACCAAGCCGAUUGAUUUCAGCUUCAUUCAACCCACACCUACUGCUAUCUACUCAACCAAGCCACUCUCACCCCAGGACACUGCUGGCAAUUAUCACAGAAUAAAUGCCACCCUUUCUUUGCAUAAUCAAAGUACUUUGCAUUCAGAGCCAGUUCCUUCAAAGGAGGUAGUGUCUCUGCUACACAUAGACAAGACAGUGGAGCCUACACAAAUUUACCCAAAUGUAGUACUGCACCCUUCAUUUUCUACGGGAUUGCCCUACAGAAUUUCAGAUUCUCAGAUGAUCCCCUCAGUUGUUGAUCGCUAUUCUGCACAAGCGUCUAAAAUCUCAGAUAUCCAUCACGUUACUACACUGGCAUCCUCAACUGAUCAAAUCAUGCAGAAUUCCACUGACGCCCUUCGUGACUUUACCAAGCUGUGGCAAGCCGAGAGAUCCAGCUUUCCAGAAGCCAGGAAUUCACAGACUCCACUUCUUCCUGACUCUCCGCCACAUCUGAUAACUAGUUCUGUCAACCAGGUCACAUCUAGCAUUGAUAGUUCAGUGUUGAAAUCACAGUCAGGUGUAGACUUGGAUUCUUUGAUCUUAACUUCAUCUGUAUACUCCAGUCAGGAUUUAUGGGAGGUUAGUGAUAAAAAUCUAUCAAUUGCAUUUGAACCUUAUAUUUCAACUUCUGUGGCAAUAUUCAGCACCAUGGAAAGCGAUGCCUUAGCCAAUGGCAUUCUGCCAACUGUGUCUACACCGGGGACCUCCUCAACCCUGUCAGAAUCUGGCACAACAGCAACAGGAAGCUUCCUAAACAGAUUAAUUCCUGCUGGGACUGGGGGCCCUGGACCUCCAGGCAACAUUUCCCAUGUAACUGAAGUAGACCAACCUCAGCAGAAAGCAACUAUCUGCCUCAGUAAGGUUGACAUCGCCUGGAUUAUUCUGGCUGUCAGUGUGCCUGUUUCGUCAUGCUCAGUUUUGCUUACGGUGUGCUGUAUGCAGAAAAAGAAGAAGACUUCAAACCCUGAAAAUAAUUUGAGUUAUUGGAACAAUACAAUCACAAUGGAUUACUUCAACAAACACGCUGUGGAUCUGCCGAGAGAAAUCCAGUCUCUCGAAACAUCAGAGGACCAUCUCUCUGAGCCUCGCUCCCCUCCAAACGGCGACAAUGUAGACACUGGAAUGGUCCUGGUCAACCCAUUUUGCCAAGAAACGCUUUUCUCUGCAAAUGAAAGAGUUUCCGAGUUGUAGUCGUGUGAAGGAGGCCAGGAGUGGAGCUAGGUUUAUUCCACUGUACAAAGUUCAAUACUUUCAUGUAAUCCUUCGUCGGGAGGUUGUUCCAGUCAGAAACCUUCUUUCCCCCAAAUUGCAAUUCCUUUUUAUAUGUGUGAAGAAAAGUUUACAAGACUUUGCUUUAUAAAAUAAAAGUAUUUCUAAA
Messenger RNA from Callorhinchus milii (elephant shark), 1870 nucleotides. It is a transcript of the gene tmem108, whose product is annotated as transmembrane protein 108. The coding region runs from base 190 to 1683 and encodes 497 amino acids. The record is from RefSeq and is a predicted model, not a curated record. Gene Ontology annotation, biological process: retrograde axonal transport; dendrite extension; postsynaptic density organization. Gene Ontology annotation, cellular component: axon; early endosome; postsynaptic density. The transcript has 6 exons. NCBI's taxonomy places the organism in Eukaryota, Metazoa, Chordata, Chondrichthyes, Chimaeriformes, Callorhinchidae.